Molecule: messenger RNA, 1410 nt
Organism: Vicia villosa (hairy vetch)
Lineage: Eukaryota; Viridiplantae; Streptophyta; Magnoliopsida; Fabales; Fabaceae
Exons: 3
Coding region: 1-1410 (469 amino acids)
Molecular function (GO): nucleic acid binding; RNA-DNA hybrid ribonuclease activity
Source: RefSeq, a predicted model, not a curated record
AUGGGGGUUCGUCAUGUCCUUGGUACAGGAACUUAUCUUGGACUACCAUCUCUUAUUGGUCGGAGUAAGAAGGCAACUUUUGGGUAUAUCAAGGACAAAAUUUGGAGAAAGAUUAAUUCUUGGAGAGGUAGACCGAUAUCUAAAGCAGGGAAGAAGGUUAUGAUAAAAUCGGUGCUUCAGUCUAUUCCUUCCUAUGUUAUGGGGCUCUUUAUUCUUCUUGAUGGUAUUGUUUCUGAUAUUGAGAAGAUGCUUAAUUCCUUUUGGUGGGGAGGUAGUAGUAAUAACAAGGGUAUCAGGUGGAUGUCGUGGGAUAGGAUGACAGGCUCUAAGAAUGAAGGAGGCUUAGGAUUCCGUGAUCUAAAAUCCUUUAAUAUGGCUAUGGUGGCAAAGAGAGGGUGGCACCUGCUGAACAAUCCUGACUCCUUGGUGUCCAGAGUUUUCAAAGCAAGGUGGAGUAUUGGGGAUGGGAGAAAUAUUUCAGUGAUGGGUGAUCCUUGGCUUCGGGGUUGUAGGAGUGACUGGGUGAAAGGUCCUCAAAACUAUGGGGUGUAUGAUCUUAGUGUUAAUGCGCUUUUGUCAAAUGAUGGGAAACAAUGGAACGGCCAACUUAUUCGAGAACUUUUUGAUAGUGAAGUUGUUCAUGAUAUCCUUCAGACACCUUUGGUUGGGGAUGUGGAGGUGGAUAAGUGGGUGUGGAAAAACGAGCGGAGUGGUUGCUGUCGCGGGGAAAAAUCUAAAGAGGAUAGGAUGGUGGCGGGUAGAGUUGCGGUGUUGAUUGAUACGCUUUGGAGAAACCGCAAUAAUUUGAUUUGGAAUAAUGAGAGUGUGGGUUGUUCUAAUCUUGGGUUACAUGCUUUCUGUAGUUGGCAAGAGUGGUUUAUGGCCCAGGAAGGUAAUGUUCCGGUGCAAGCUCACCAAUCGCCCUUGUCUUGGAACCCGCCGGUGUACAGAAGGUGGAAAUGUAAUGUUGAUGCGGGUUUUAACACUAGAAGGGGGACUACUAAUAGAGGCUGGUGCUUUAGAGACCAUUUGGGGAACUUUGUUCAUGCCGGCGUCACGUGGGAUUUUGUGACUUUGCCAAUUAUUGAAGCUGAAGCAUUGGCACUCAAAGAAGCUAUCCAAGUGGCAAUUGAGCUUCGGGUGACAAAUGUUAUUUUCGAAAGUGACUCUCAGAUUACGGUUAAUGCUAUAAGGACGGGUCUCAUUGGUACCUCUGAAUUUUCUUCUAUUAUAUCUUCUAUUUGUAUUUUAUUGCUAAAUUUCCCCAACUUUGAGGUAAAGUUUGUAAAACGCCAAGCGAAUUCGGUUGCUCAUGCCUUAGCUAAAGCGGCCGAUUCCUGGACUAGGCGUAGUUCCUUUAAUUUUCCGCCUCCUUGUAUUGAACCUUUGAUUAUAAAUGAUAUGAGUUAA